AUGGAAAAAAUCGAAACUUUCUUUGUUGAUUUCAUCAAGAAAUUGGGUGGCAAAUGCGUGACUCAUAAUGCCGACGAAGAAUCGUUCGUCUGGCACGUACGACCAUUACCAUCUACCUCGGAUACUCAACAUCCAUUAGCACGAUCUCAGACCGAUCAUGAAUUUCCAUUUCACACUGACUGCUCGUACGAAUCAAAUCCACCAGAAUAUAUGGCAUUGUUUGUCUUGGAACAAGAUCAAUUAGGUGGUGGACAAUUCGAAAUUAUUCAAGUAUCAGACAUUGUCAAUCGAUUAUCUGAAAAAAGUAAAAUGAUUUUAUUAACAGAAAACUUUAAAAUUGCUGUUCCAUUGGAAUUUCGCAAAGAGAAGGACAUCGAUCACAUCUACGGACCGAUUCUUCUCGAUCAUCAUCAAAUUCGUUAUCGUCCAGAUAUUGUUCUUGAUCACAAGUCUAAUGCAUUAAAUGAACUCGAGUCAAUUAUCAGUGAAAUUCCAAAAUAUGUACCAAAAUUAGAAAAAUAUACCAUGAUUCUUUUGAAUAAUCGAAAAUAUCUUCAUGCACGAACAAAAAUUCUCGAUCCUCGUCGUCAUUUACUUCGAAUUCGAUUUAACAAACCAGCUCUAUAUGACGUUUUCUCUAUUUAUAAUGAAACUAAAUUACGUCCCGAAUAUUUAACGUUACCACACACAUUACUCGACUAUUUUCAUGAGCAACAUACUCGUUUGUACAAAACUUUGAAUCUAAUUGUUCAACAAUAUCAUCAAUCGACGGAAGUAGGUGCAGAAAUUCGACGUACAUUUCAAUUCGAAUCAAAAAUUCACAAUCUUCUAUGUGAAUUAAAUAUUCAUCGUCCAAAUUUCGAUAUGGGAAAUUAUCGACCAGAUAUUCUGUUCACCAAAGGAUGUCGUUUCACCAUGAAUGGCAAACAUCGAUUUGAACCGAAAAUUUGUGAAAUUAACGCUCGAUUCGUAUGGAAUGCAUUUCUUUUUUCAGUAGCAAUCUGUCCUGGAGAUAAUGACAAUCAAAUUUCAGUCAAUUUCAAGACUAUGCUUGAUAUGAUCAUCGCAUCAUCUCAAUUUGAUACUACAAAAUCGAUGACAAUUCUAAAAUCGAAAGAAAACGGCUUUGAUAUACAUCUAUUUCAAAAAUAUUGGAUCAAUAAAUAUCAUCAAAAUUGUCGUAUAAUUCAUCCCGAUCAAGUACAUAUUAUCAAUGGACAAUUAUAUGAUCGAAAUGAUGGAUAUCCUAUUCAACAAUUGAUUAUGGAAUUGCAUCAAGAUGAAAUUUUGAAUUUCUCAGAUGAUAUUCUUCAUAAUUUUAUUCAUAAUACUCAACUACGAUAUAUGAAUGAUCUGCGAACAAUUUUUCUUGUACAUGAUAAACGUAUGGAUGUUUCCCAAGAAGAUUGGUCUCGUCUCUUAUUAGAUCUGAAUCAUCAAGAAUGGAUCAUUCAACAGUAUCAAGAAUCAAUUCAAUACGAGUCUAUGAAUCUAUCAGGCAUGUUAUUCUGUUCCAAUAAUCGCUGUUUCAAUCUUGGACCUAUUCGAUUAUCUCCAAACAAGAUUGUCAAUAUUUGUCAUGGUGGCUAUUUCAUUCGACCUUUUAUUCAUCGUCGAUAUGUAUAUUGUUCUGAACAAGAUGAAAUUCUCACCAAAACAAAACUACAUGAACAAUUAGCAUUGUCCAGAUUGACCCAUUCACAUUGGAAUCGAAAUGUCUAUCUAUCAUCAUCGGGUGGUAGUGGUGGAAAACGAUUGUUCUUUGCUACAGAUAUUCAAGAAAAUCAACGGCAACGAGAAAUUUUAGUCGACAUGAUGCUUUCCAAGAAUGUUCUCUCCGAGACAGAUGUCUGUCUCAAUCUAUUUCAUUGUAAAAAUAUGUAUCGUUCAUUGGAAAUUUUCAAUGAUUUCUGUUCAAUGGCUUAUUGUACAGUUUUACCUAUGGGUUCCGAUGUUGAAGAUGAUAAAGUUCUCAACAUUAUAGAACAUUUUCGACCGAAUGUUCUCAUGGGUUCACCCUAUCGACUUAUGCAGUUAGCUCUAUUUAUUGAAAAACAUCAUCGAACAAAUGAAAAAAUUCAUUUUGAAAAAAUUUUCUUUGCCUGUGAACCAUUGGAUAAUCUUAAACGAGAUUAUUUCAAACGCAUCUUUCACUGUUCGAUGUGCUUAGGUUUUUAUGGAUCAGCUGAAACCGGUGUUUUCGCUUGUCAAACGCCUGAAUAUGCUACAACUCGAUUAUAUAUGUAUCCAAAAGAAUUGGUACAAGUUGACAUUGCUAAUGGACAGAUUAUCGUAACAAAUCUUGUUCGACAACGAAAUCAACUAAUUCGAUUCAAUACUGGCGAUCUUGGUCGAUUAAUACCGAAUGAUGACAACAAAAAAUAUGGAUUGAUCGAAGUUUUUCAAAGUCAACGAUUAAUAGAUCUUACUCCUGGCUCGAUUAUGAAAUCAGAUAUUGAGGAAUUUAUGAAUCAAUAUGAUUUCAUCGAAUGGCAAUUAAUAAUAGAAAAUGAAUCCAAUAACAAUAAUCGAACGAUACUAACAUUUCGUUGUGUUGAAACAACGAAUACGACCAUUGAACAUAUGAAAACACAUGUGAACAAUUACUUGACACGUUGUUUAGGCAGUUCAUUUUCGAUCGAAGAUCAUUUGACUAUCCGAUUCGAAUUGAUUUCAUAUCAGGCAUUGAUUCGAGAUCAGAAAAAGACUAUUAUCUCUUAA
This is a messenger RNA of Rotaria sordida, 2721 nucleotides long. NCBI's taxonomy places the organism in Eukaryota, Metazoa, Rotifera, Eurotatoria, Philodinida, Philodinidae. The record is from the annotation of a GenBank genome assembly.